AUGAAAAUUGGCUGUGUACUUUCGCGACGCACUGCCCCCUUGAGGAGCAUCUCACGACUUUGCGCUGUUUCUAAGUCUAUGUCUACCCAUCCAGACAAGAGUCAGAUGGACCAGCCCCUUUAUGUUUCCCCCGUUGAUGCGGAACCGCUUCAUCGUUACCGACAAGGCGGUUAUCACCCAGUCGCACUGGGAGAAUACUUGAAAGCUGGAAGGUAUAAGGUGUUGCAUAAAUUAGGAUGGGGAGGUUACUCGACAGUUUGGGCGGCGAGAGAUCAAAGGUUGUACAAGAUUAUGAGACUCACGGUGAUUCUAGCUAACAUAAAGAAAGAGAUUUAUGUUGCUGUCAAGAUUUCUGUUGCUGAAAUGGACCAUGAUGGGGAGACGCGAGAGCUUCAAACUAUGAAGAAGUUGGCAUCUCAGCAUCCUCGUCCCAAACAUGCGGUGUACAUGUUUGAUCAAUUCGAUCUAAAGGGCCCGAAUGGACAUCAUAAGUGCCUAGUUUAUGAGCUUCUAGGGCCUAACAUCCCGGACACAAUUGAUGCACGCUUUCCUAAUGGGAGACUCCCUGGGAAGCUCGCCAAAGUUAUUGCGAAGCAAAGUCUUAUCGGACUUGAUAGCUUGCACCGACAAAAUAUUGGACAUGGUGAUCUGCAUACCCGCAACUUGGCCUUCACUAUGCCUUACAUGGACAAUGUAACCGAAGAGAAAUUUACUGAGAUGCUAGGAAAACCAGAAAUUGGCUAUGUCCGAAGGAGCGAUGGGAAGGACCUGGAGCCUGGCAUACCCGAGUAUAUCGUUAGGCCUACCUCAUAUCGGACGCAUUCUUGGAAUUCGGCCCAGUCGAUCAAGAUAAUUGACUUCGGUGAAUCAUUCUUACACACGGCAAUUCCUGGAACACUACACACACCUCUACCUGUCCGGGCACCUGAAGUUAUAUUUCAAGAUCGCAUUGAUUAUCGUGUUGACUUGUGGAGCAUGGGAUGCAUGCUCUUUGAACUUUUCGUGGGUCAACCUCCAUUCGACACCUUCUUGAUAACGCCGAAAAUCCUCGUUGGCCAAAUGCGAGAGAUGGCAAGUGAUGGCCUACCUGAAAGAUGGCACGAGAUAUGGGAUACGAUGAACGCAGGAGACGGCAGAACCAUAGAAAGCACUGGGCCCAAGUUGCAGGAAUGGCUAGAAGAAGUAUACUUUGAUGGCCCGCAGAGUCCCGAUCUCACCAGAGAGGAUAUAGCGCGGCUGGGGCAAAUCAUCGGAAAGUUAUUGCAGUUUGAGCCGUCGGCAAGGGCGUCAGCAAGACAGGUUUUGGAUGACCCUUGGUUUAAUGAGUAA
Molecule: messenger RNA, 1329 nt
Organism: Penicillium canescens
Lineage: Eukaryota; Fungi; Ascomycota; Eurotiomycetes; Eurotiales; Aspergillaceae
Exons: 4
Coding region: 1-1329 (442 amino acids)
Biological process (GO): regulation of mRNA processing; protein phosphorylation; spliceosomal complex assembly
Molecular function (GO): ATP binding; protein kinase activity
Source: RefSeq, a predicted model, not a curated record